Messenger RNA from Camelina sativa (false flax), 1081 nucleotides. RefSeq names its product ferritin-like catalase Nec2. Lineage: Eukaryota; Viridiplantae; Streptophyta; Magnoliopsida; Brassicales; Brassicaceae. The record is from RefSeq and is a predicted model, not a curated record.
AAAUCAAAUCAUAAAGAAAAAAAAGAAUAAAAAUCAUAACCAAAAUAUUUUUAAAAUGGCAAUCACCAAAGUGAGAAGAAGCUUGUUGGUCUCGAUGGUGUUCUUCUUCUUCAACGUUCAUCAUCUUCAAGUUAUGAGUUCUCCACAUAAGGAGAAAAAGAGCUGUACAAAUAAGGAUAGGAAAUUAUUGGAGUUUCCAUUGAAUUUGGAGUAUCUUGAAGCUGAAUUUUUCUUGUUCGGAGCAUUGGGAUUUGGCCUUGAUAAAGUUGCACCUAAUUUAACGAUGGGAGGGCCAAGUCCUCUUGGAGCUCAGAAAGCUAAUCUUGAUCCUUUGACAAGAGAUGUUAUCUUGCAGUUUGCUUGGCAAGAGGUUGGCCACUUGAGGGCAAUCAAGAAAAGGGUGAAAGGAUUUGCCAGACCACAACUUGAUUUGAGUAAAGAAUCAUUUGCUAAUGUGAUUGAUAAAGCAUUUGGAAACAAAGUUGUGCCACCAUUCAAUCCUUAUGCCAAUUCUUACAAUUACCUCAUUGCUUCAUAUUUGGUCCCUUAUGUUGGUCUCACCGGCUACGUUGGCGCUAACCCUAAACUGAAAUGUCCAUCCUCAAGAAAGUUAGUAGCAGGACUUUUGGGAGUAGAAUCAGGCCAGGACGCAGUGAUAAGAGCAAUGUUAUAUGCCCGGGCUUCACAAAUAAUACAUCCUUAUAAUAUCACGGUCGCGGCCUUCACGAAUAAGAUCUCAGAGUUAAGGAACAAAUUGGGAAAAGCCGGACUAAAAGAUGAGGGAUUGAUGGUGCGUAAGGCCGAUGGCGCAGAAGGAAAAGUGAUUGGAAAUGUAUUGGCGGGUGAUGAGUCAUCUCUCUCUUACGAUAGAACACCUGAGGAGAUUCUACGAAUUGUGUAUGGAAGUGGAAAUGAGAGUAUUCCCGGUGGAUUUUAUCCUAAAGGAGCUAAUGGAGAUAUAGCUAAGUUGUAUUACUGAUGGUAGCUGGAGUUUUAAUUUCCUUUGGAAUUAUAGGAGAGAUUACAAAAUAGUAAUGGUCGGAUUAAUGUAAUACAUGUGAGAAAUAAAUUUUCAAAAUUC